Melozone crissalis (California towhee) is the source of this 1503-nucleotide messenger RNA. RefSeq names its product unc-93 homolog B1, TLR signaling regulator (gene UNC93B1). Gene Ontology annotation, biological process: toll-like receptor signaling pathway; toll-like receptor 3 signaling pathway; toll-like receptor 7 signaling pathway. The record is from RefSeq and is a predicted model, not a curated record. The transcript has 4 exons. NCBI's taxonomy places the organism in Eukaryota, Metazoa, Chordata, Aves, Passeriformes, Passerellidae. Bases 79 to 1503 code for a protein of 474 amino acids. Gene Ontology annotation, cellular component: lysosome; endosome. Gene Ontology annotation, molecular function: Toll-like receptor binding.
UACAUCAUGCGGUAGUACUGGGGGGCAGGGUGGGUGGGGCAUGCAUGGGGUGCUGGCUGAUCCACUGCUCCAUGCAGGAUGGCCCAGAAGUACUACGAGUACAUUAACUACAAGGAGGAGCAGGAGAAGGAGAAGGAGCGGGCACCACGGGACGCCUGCAAUGCCUACAUCAUCAUCUUCCAGACCAUCUUCUACUCCUGCUUCCACUUGAGCUUCGUCUGCGCUCAGAUGCCCAUGGUCUUCUUCCUCAACAACUACCUCUACCAACUCAACCACACGCUCUUUGCAGUGAGGCACUGCGGGACCCUGAGCCACGGCACGCUGCCUGGUUUCAACAAGACGGUGCUGCAGAGCCUUCCCCGCAGCGUCAACCUCAUCGUCGUGGAGAGCGCCUUGAUGGCCGCCGCCUUCCUCGCCAUGCUGGUGGUGAGCGCCGGGGCGGGAGGGGACAGGGAUGGGCUGGAUGAUGGCAGGACCUCACCUGCUGGCACUCUGCAGGUGCUGGUGCUGUGCGGCGCAGCGUACCGGCCCAUGGAGGAGAUCGACAUGCGCAGCAUCGGCUGGGGUAACAUCUUCCAGCUGCCCUUCAAGCACAUGCGGGACUAUCGCCUGCGGCACCUCUUCCCACUGUUCAUCUACAGCGGCUUCGAGGUGCUCUUUGUCUGCACGGGAUUUUCCCUGGUAGGAUCUGUGGCGGGGUGGGAGGUGAUGGAGCGGGGACAGGUGACUCUGAGCCCGUGCUCUCUGCAGAACUACGGCGUGUGCGCCCUCGGGCUGGAGAGGCUGGCGUAUCUGCUCAUGGCCUACGGCUUCUCCGCCUCGGUGUGCUCCAGCCUGGCCCUGUGCAUGCUGCGCCUGCGCCGGCACAUCCCGCUCCUGGCUGGAGCCCUGAUCCACGCUGUGCUCCUGGUGACGCUCUUCUGCUGGGCGCCGGAGCCCCGGUACCUGGCGCAGGCGCCGCUGCUCUACAGCAUUGCCGCGCUCUGGGGCACCGGCAGCGCCCUCAACAAGACCGGAAUCAGCAUCCUCCUAGGGAUGUUGUACAAGAAAAAGGAGCGCCAAGACUUCAUCUUCACCAUCUACCACUGGUGGCAGGCCCUGGCUAUCUUCGCCGUCUACCUGUGGUCGGGGCUGCCCAUGAAGGUAAGUCCCAGAUAUGCCCCAGCCCAGUCUGAGAGAUUCCAGGCUUUUUGGGGACACACCCCCACGCCAAUCCCAAAACUCCAUGUGCCUCAGGCCAAGCUGUCCAUCAUGCUGCUCACGCUGGUGGUGGCGGUGGGGACAUACCUGUGGAUGGAGCGGAAGGUGGCGUGGAACAUGGAAGUGCGGCUGCCCCGCAUCCCACGCCCACGCCACAAAACACGUGGAUACCGCUACCUGGAGGACAACUCGGAUGAGACUGGCUCUGACGGUGACGGGGACAAGGAGGAUGAUGACAGGCACCCAACUGAGGCCACCAGGGAGGACGAGCUGCCAAAAGAGGACGAGGAGCUGCUGGGAUAG